CUGAUAUAAUAAUGAUCGCCCUGAAGAAUGAAAUUCGCGAAUUCCAUCGAAUUGUGUUACAAUGCAAAAAUAGAAUAGAUUUUUAUCAAAUAUGGAAUAAUUAUGUAGCAGUUCUUUUCACCAUAUUUGGCCUCUCAUGGUCCGCUCAGCUGCCACAACAAGCAGGUUCCGAAAUUCCGAUAGUUCGGUACGAGAAUGAGGGAGUUAAUGCCGAUGGAUCUUAUCAAUGGAGUUACGAAACUGGCAAUGGUAUCUCAGCACAAGAGCAGGGUCAGAUCAAGAAUCCAUCAGCAGCAGAAGGAGGUGCAGCGGAAGUGCAAGGCUCCUACCAAUACACCAGCGAUGAUGGCACCCCAAUUUCCUUGACUUACAUCGCCAACGAAGGUGGAUUCCAACCUCAAGGUGCUCACUUGCCUACUCCACCUCCCAUUCCAGAAGCUAUUCAGAGGUCCUUGGAAUGGAACGCAGCUCAUCCAGAACAAGAACAGCCUAGUCAGCCCCAGAGAUCUCAAAGAGAGGCACCAAGGGUUCAACCAGUUAAUAACAACCAGCGGUUUCAGAAGCGAUACUGAGAUUAUCUAAUUAUGAUGUGGAUAUUUUUUGUACAAAUAUGAAAUAAACUACCAUAGACUGCCUA
Molecule: messenger RNA, 637 nt
Organism: Phaedon cochleariae (mustard beetle)
Lineage: Eukaryota; Metazoa; Arthropoda; Insecta; Coleoptera; Chrysomelidae
Source: the annotation of a GenBank genome assembly